Molecule: messenger RNA, 1606 nt
Organism: Periophthalmus magnuspinnatus
Lineage: Eukaryota; Metazoa; Chordata; Actinopteri; Gobiiformes; Gobiidae
Gene: angptl6
Product: angiopoietin-like 6
Exons: 8
Coding region: 106-1548 (480 amino acids)
Source: RefSeq, a predicted model, not a curated record
CAGGCCUUGUGUCCUUGACUUUCAGGAUUACAUCUCUGCCUUGAAGACAACAGCAGUAUUCAUCGCUCAUUUGGUGCAAAAGAGGUCCAGACCUCACACAAAUUCAUGGGGACGACACUGACCAUCACCCUGACUCUUCUGAUAACUCUUUGCUUGAAUAUCAAUGGCUGCAAUACUCAAAAAGUCAUAAAUCGUUCGGAUCCCAAAGGUGGACGCUGCGCCUACACCUUCAUAGUACCUCAGCAGAAGAUGACGGGAGCUCUCUGCGUGAACACGGCUUCGGCAAACCAGUCCGAAGUGCAGGCGCUGAGGGCAGAGCUAAAGAGACAACAGGAGCAGAUGGACAGACUGAGGGGUCAGCUGGAACAGGAGGGGGUGCUAGUGAUGGAGGUACGGGCCCUACGCAAAGAGAGCAAUAACAUGAACUCUCGCAUCGCUCAGCUCUAUGCCCAGCUACUGAACGAAGUCAUCACCAAAAAAGACCAGAUUUUGGAGCAGAAAAGGGUGGAGAGUUUGUUGCUGAAUGCCACAGCUCAGGCAUUGCAGGUGUCUAAUAAUUACAGAGAGCUUGAAAAGAAAUAUGGCACCCUUACAUCCAUGAUGAGCACCCAAAAUCAAUUUAUCUCACGCCUUGAAAAGCAGUGCCAGUGCAAAAACUCACCUCACACCACUGUGUCUGUGCAGGUCGCGACUGAACCACCCAAACCUCCUAAUCCGAGUGUGUAUCAUAAUUACAGUUCAGACGCAAACGAAAUGACCAAUGAUGUUCAAAGAGACCAAAGUCUUCCUGCAGCACAACAGCAGGAAAACAGCAUGUUAGUGGGACCCCUCCCCACCACUGCCGCUGACGCACUCACAGAGCCUCCCUUCAUUAGCUUCCCUGUUACAAAGACACCAGGGCCGUGGCGGGACUGUCAGCAUGUCCUGGACUCGGGGGAGGUCACCAGUGGGAUUUACUUGCUGCGUCCUCAGGGCACAAACCGCCUCCUCCAGGCCUGGUGUGAGCAGAGCCGCAGUCAGGGGGGAUGGACCGUCAUCCAGAGGAGACAAGAUGGAUCCGUCAACUUCUUUAGGACAUGGGAACAAUAUAAGCAAGGCUUUGGAAACCUAGACGGAGAGUACUGGCUUGGUCUGGAGCACCUGUACUGGCUGACCAAACAGAGCCAGUACAAGCUGCGUGUGUCUCUGGAGGACUGGCAGGGGCGACAGGUGUUUGCGGAGUAUAACAGCUUCCACCUGGAGCCAGAGACAGACUGGUAUCGCCUGCGUUUGGGCCACUACCACGGGACGGCCGGGGACUCCCUCUCCUGGCACAAUAACAAGGCCUUCACCACUCUGGACCGGGACAAGGACAGCUAUUCAGGUAACUGUGCUCACUUCCAGAAGGGCGGCUGGUGGUACCACAUGUGUGCCCACUCAAACCUGAAUGGCGUGUGGUAUCGGGGCGGUCACUACCGCAGCCGCUACCAGGACGGUGUCUACUGGGCCGAGUUCCAUGGAGGUUCCUACUCUCUAAAACGUGUUUCUAUGAUGGUUAAACCCAUUUAACAAGCAGAAAGAAGUGGGUAGACCUCACAAGUUGUGCAAUGCAAUAAAAUCUAAGGCU